Molecule: messenger RNA, 1084 nt
Organism: Phacochoerus africanus (Common warthog)
Lineage: Eukaryota; Metazoa; Chordata; Mammalia; Artiodactyla; Suidae
Gene: GATC
Product: glutamyl-tRNA amidotransferase subunit C
Exons: 4
Coding region: 50-460 (136 amino acids)
Biological process (GO): glutaminyl-tRNAGln biosynthesis via transamidation; mitochondrial translation; regulation of translational fidelity
Cellular component (GO): mitochondrion; glutamyl-tRNA(Gln) amidotransferase complex
Molecular function (GO): glutaminyl-tRNA synthase (glutamine-hydrolyzing) activity
Source: RefSeq, a predicted model, not a curated record
CGCUCGGCUUUACGUAGAGGACGCACUACGGAGGCCGAGCAGGAGAGAAAUGUGGGCGCGGGCUGUGUGGCUGGGCCUUCGGGCCUCGGCGGGCGCGUUCCGGGGCUUCACCUCCAAGGCGGAUCUUCAGGGAAGUGGCCGGAUUACGGCCGAGCUGGUGGAACAUUUGGAGCGACUAGCGCUUGUGGACUUCGGCAACCAAGAGGCCGUGGCGCGGCUGGAGAAAGCCAUUGCCUUCGCCGACCGGCUCCGCGACGUGGACACGGACGGGGUGGAGCCCAUGGACUCAGUCCUGGAGGACAGAUGUCUGUACCUGAGAUCCGACAAUGUGGUAGAAGGCAACUGUGCUGAAGAACUACUACAAAACUCCCAUCGAGUUGUGGAGGAGUAUUUUGUGGCCCCCCCAGGUAAUAUCUCUUGGUCAAAGCUGGAUGAAAAAGAGCCCUUCUCAUUCCGCUGAGUACUCUUCUGGGAAGGAGUGUUCUAUGAACAUGUGGAAGGACAACAACAGUAUUUUGUUAUUAUGAACGCAAAUAUUCCCACUUCCUUCAGUCACCUGGAAAAAAAAUUGAUGGUUAGGCAUUUUUUAGUAAAUGACUCUUCUGAAGACCGACUUGGGAAAGAUCUAGCCAAAGAGUUCCUGAUGCUAGUGGAAGUAGAAGGUAUUGCCGAUUUCCGAGGAAAUGGAUCAAGUAUUUACUCACAGGCCAUUAAGUAUGGACAGCUUGAUCCCUUCCCUCAAAAGACUGUCUACCAAGCUGUACUUAAAGUGACCUUUUUUGUUUAUGUAACUGUUAGACACUGCAUCUGAUCACUGUGUUGACAGCCUGAGCUAUCCUUUUCAGACUGUCAACUUGAGCAGCCUUUUACUUUUACUGAACAUACUUAAAUUUGUUCCAGGGUACCCACCUUCUUCCAAGCAGAGGGCUGACUUUCUGCUGAGGUUAAAGGAGUAGGGGGGCAGCUUUAGGAGGUAGGUGAUAGAUAUGUAUAUAGCCUUCAUGGUUGUGAUUUCAUACCUGUAUACUUAACCCCAAACUCAUUGAAUUGUAUACAUUAAAUAAGUACAGCAUUUUACAGAUAA